GCGUUCUGCCUCCGUCUCCUCCUUGCGCGCCGCAGUGAUUCGCUCCUUCAGUAUCCGAGGCUUGUUCCUCACAUCAGCAUCUUGUCCGCAGUUCAUCUCCCCAAAUAACCUCGACAAGGCAUGAGCUUAGGACUCUUAUCCAGCUAAAUUUCGGAUUUAAAGCGGGCAGAGGACAGCGUUGUUCCCUGGUCAUCAUUUGAAACCAUGCCUGUUCCAGAACAACCGGCUGAAGCAGAGAAGGCCACCAUGCUUGGACUGAGCGCUUCCAAUGGGGAUGGAUCUGAAACAGAAACCACAUCUGCCAUCCUGGCCUCGGUCAAAGAGCAAGAGCUUCAGUUCGAAAGAUUAACUCGAGAGCUGGAGGCGGAGCGUCAGAUAGUUGCUACUCAAUUGGAGCGAUGCAAGCUGGGCUCUGAGACAGGUGGCAGCAUGAACAGUAUCAGCUCAGCCGAUGAUCAGUAUCGCUGGAAUACUCAAGACGGACAGAAAGACAUUGAGGAGGAACUGAAUACGGGUCUGGAAUUAGUUGAUUCGUGUAUUCGCUCCCUGCAGGAGUCAGGAAUCUUGGAUCAUCAGGAAUACAGCACAGCUGAUAGACCGAGUCUGCUUUCUCAGAGCUCACUGCAGCUCAGCUCAAACCCAGAGGGCUGCCUCCAGUUUUCCUCCAGCCACCAUAGUAACCAGACUCUGGCCCUGAGCGACUGCUUGACCACAUCAAAACCUCCGCCUCCUCAGCCUCCUCCACGCUCCAGCGGUCAGCCCGGAGGAGCCGUGCACAGCUACAACCAGGUGACAUCUAACCGUGCGGCCCAGCUUGCCGCGGGUGACUCCGUGCAGAGCCAUGGCGGUGCCCUGCUGUUCGAUUCCCAGCAGCCGUCUGCAGCGUCCGGACCGGGCCUAUACUAUUCCAGCUCUACUCUGCCUGCCCAGCGUGUCAGCUCGGCCAUGAACUCAAUGCAGACCGCGGCAGCCGGCGGCUCCCCGACUAAACUGCAGCGUCUGGGUUCGGCUUCUGACGCACCCAGCUACGCCACCACCCAGCGCCUGCCCUCAUCUUCUUCUUCGGCCUCCCCCAAGCCUUCACCCGGGAGACUUGCAAAAUCUUACAGCAGUAGCUCACCUAUCAAUGCGGUGGGGAUCGGAGGAUCGCCCGGUACGCACGCUUCAGGGUCUCCUCUACGGCUAGCGUCUCCACCCAAUAACGCAUCACCCACCUACCAGCAGCUGCAGACGGCAGGAGUGUCCAAUUACGCCACUCUCUCGCCUAAAAGGCUCGUGCACUCGGCAGAGCAGUACAAGAUCUCCCACGAUCUAUACGCAACUGCCACUUUACAGAGACCGGGCAGCCUUGCUGGGUCUCGAGGUUCCUACAGCAGUCAGCAUGCCCAUGCGGGCCCCGAACUGAGGCCCCUGCAGUCCCCUGAGCAUCAUAUUGACCCCAUAUAUGAGGAUAGAGUAUAUCAGAAAGUCCCAAUGAGAAGUUUGAGCCAGAGUCAGGCAGAAGCGCUCCCUCCAGGCCAUACAGGAACCUACCGGAAUAACACAGCCCCAUCCUCCCCUGGUGUCGACUCCGUACCCUUGCAGCGAACAGGGAGUCAAAAUGCCACAGGGACGUUUCCCAGAGGCGGCUACGCUUCCGGCCAGAGCGCCAGUUACGCUGACACUUACCGCACCUUGCCGUACUGCUCAUCCGUGGAGUCUCCCUACAGCAAGUCAGGUCCUGCCCUGCCACCAGAGGGCAACCUGGCACGAUCUCCCUCUAUAGACAGCAUUCAAAAGGAUCCCAGGGAGUUCGGUUGGCGAGACCCGGAGUUGCCCGAGGUCAUUCAGAUGUUACAGCACCAGUUUCCUUCGGUUCAAUCCAACGCAGCGGCAUACCUGCAGCAUCUGUGCUUCGGAGACAACAAGAUUAAAGCCGAGAUACGAAGACAAGGUGGUAUUCAGCUAUUGGUGGACCUGCUGGAUCACCGGAUGGCUGAAGUACACAGAAGCGCCUGUGGUGCCCUGAGAAACCUUGUUUACGGCAAGGCCAACGACGAAAACAAAAUUGCCUUGAAAAACUGCGGAGGCAUCCCUGCGCUGGUACGUCUGCUCCGGAAGACCUCCGAUGUGGAGGUCAGAGAACUAGUUACAGGUGUAUUGUGGAACCUGUCAUCAUGUGAUGCUCUCAAGAUGCCUAUAAUCCAGGAUGCUCUAGCAGUGUUGACCAACACAGUGAUUAUACCCCAUUCUACCUGGGAUGUCUCUCCACAUCAGGAUGACCGCAAGCUACAAAUGCACACGUCUCAAGUCCUACGAAAUGCAACAGGCUGCCUGAGGAAUGUAAGUUCGGCAGGGGAGGAAGCUCGGAGGCGAAUGAGAGAAUGUGACGGCCUGACCGACACGUUGCUUUUUGUCAUCCAGACGUCACUCGGAAGCAGUGAGAUUGAUAGCAAGACCAUAGAAAACUGUGUAUGCAUCUUGAGGAACCUCUCAUAUCGGCUAGCAGCUGAAACGUCUCAGGGACAGCAGAUGGGGACAGAAGAGCUGGACGGUCUCCUGUGCAGCGAUGGUGGUGGAAAGGACGGCGAGACCUCAGGCUGCUGGGGGAAGAAGAAAAAGAAGAAGAAGUCCCAGGAUCAGUGGGAUGGUGUUGGCCCACUCCCGGAUACCGCCGAGCCCCCCAAGGGAGUUCAGAUGUUGUGGCAUCCCUCAAUAGUCAAGCCUUACCUCACCCUCCUGUCUGAGUGCUCCAACCCGGACACACUGGAGGGGGCUGCCGGGGCUUUGCAGAACCUGGCCGCAGGAAGUUGGAAGUGGUCCGUGUACAUUCGUGCAGCAGUGAGGAAAGAGAAGGGUCUGCCCAUCCUCGUGGAGCUACUGAGAAUAGACAACGACCGUGUGGUUUGUGCGGUCGCCACGGCGCUCAGAAACAUGGCGUUGGACGUCAGAAAUAAAGAGUUAAUCGGUAAAUAUGCAAUGCGGGACCUCAUCCAUCGCCUGCCGGGCGGAAGCAAUGCUAGCGGUGGCACUGCCAACAGCACAGCGGGUAAAACCAUGUGCGACGACACUGUAACAGCUAUAUGCUGCGCCCUGCACGAGGUCAUCACCAAGAACAUGGAGAACGCCAAAGCUUUACGAGACGCAGGUGGCAUCGAAAAGCUAAUCGGUAUUGCCAGAAGUAAAGGAGACAAACAUUCACCUAAAGUGGUGAAGGCAGCAUCUCAGGUUCUCAGCAGCAUGUGGCAGUACAGAGAUCUCCGGAGCCUUUAUAAAAAGGAUGGCUAUUCGCAGUAUCACUUUGUCGGUUCUGCCUCAACAAUAGAGAGAGACAGACAGAGACCAUACUCAUCCUCACGCACUCCAUCAGUAUCCCCUGUCCGGACGUCGCCCAACAACCGAUCAGUCAGCGCCCCUGCCUCACCCAGAGAGAUGAUCAGCCUCAAGGACAGGAAGAGCGACUACGACUCCACUGGAACCAACGCCAGUUACCAUGGAAACAAAGGAGAGCACAAUUCCAGAAAAGACUCAAUGGCAGUUCAAACCUCAUGUGGGACAUCAACGUUGUUCCGGAACUCGUACGAAACUUCAAAUGAAGAGAUCAAACACAACCAGGUCCCGGCGCCACCCGCACCACAAGAGCCCGUACACACAGACUACGAUGUGUAUCCCAUCUACCAAAACUCCACUAGGAACUUUGAGGAGCCAUUUUUCGAAGAUCAGGUCCAUCGCCCACCUCCCGCCACUGAUGUGAAUAUGCACCUGGGACUCAAGUCCACCGGGAAUUACGUGGACUUCUAUUCUGCUGCCCGUCCCUAUAGUGAACUCAACUACGAAACGAGUCACUACCCCGCCUCUCCGGACUCUUGGGUUUAGGACUUCGCGACCCCGGAUAGGAGGUGGAGGCGGGCACGCAGAGUGGACGGGAUACUGCAUGUGCAUGAUUAUCACGAAACAUUUCUCAGCAAGUUUUGUUUGUUUAAGCUGGUUUCACAGUGAAUAGGAGAAGAAAUGAGCAAAGAGAGAGAGAGAGAGAGAGAGAGAAAAGAAGGCCUUGAGAAAAAAAAUGAGAGAAGAGAGAACGUACUGUAUACGAGAUGAGAGAAGGCACAUACUUUAAAGGAACCAAAAGCUAACCUUUGGAGUAGAGAGUGGGUUCGUACUGAAAGGUUUUUGAAAAGUGUAGGUAAUAAAAGAGAUUGCACAAGUAUAGCAUUUGGAAGGAGAGCUACGUAAGUACAAGAAAAUGUUAUUAACAUGAGCUACGGAAACAGCUUUUCACCUUUUCAAAAACGUCCUUUUCAUUCAUUUGACGUCAUGCUGGAUCAAAAGAUCUUGGUUAGUAAGGAAGAUAUCUUUUAUCCUCUAUUUUUGCUUUUUUUAUUUGACCUUUUUUAAUUUGUUGAUGUAAAGUAUUUGGUGUACAUUAAAGAAAUGCAUUACAUAAGUGCAUUGUGUAAAAAUGACACGGACCACCCGGUUCUCCCGUGGCUAUCGUUUUACAGUUCAAAGAAAAAAAGAAAAAAACAAACACCUGGGGAGGUGCAUCAACCAUUCACGUUCCCCUGCUGAAAUGCAAAUACUUUUAAAGCGCAAGGAUGCAUAUGCUAGUGUUGUUGAAAAUGUGAAGAUGUGUGUGGCAACUAAAGCAGAACAAAAGCAGAAACCAGAGCAUCAUUCCACACUCCUUGUCAAUGAAGUGCUUUCUCACUGCCUAAAAAAAAAGAUGUAGUUUUUAAUCUUUUCUUUUUUUUUAUUUGAACUUAAAUCAGAUUUUUUUUACCCAGUGUGAAAAAAUUAAGACAAUUUGUCAUUCAUAUUUCCAGAGAAAGUGUCCGUUUUAGACCGAGUUUUCUGUGUUACUGAUAUGAAAACUAACAUAGUGCCAAAUUUUUAAAUCUGUCAGCACUGGAGACAUUUUUAAGUUACUAUAACUAGUUAUUUCUUCUUUGUACCUGCUUUUUUGUUCACAAGUGUGUUUUACUUGAAUUAUGCUACGUCUAAAAAACACUGGAAUACCGGGAGAGGAAAUCUUUGCAAGACUAAUUCCCUCCAAAGAUGUACAAACCUGUCUCUCAGUGUUAGUUGAGUGUGUGCUGUAUGUCGCUCGGUGUUUGAUUCGAGAGCUUUCGUUUCUGACAGGUGACUUUUACUGUUUGAUUUGACAUAAGGUAAUGCUACACUGAAAUGUUAAUAGAGAAUGAUAAAUAUAUAAAUAUGAAUAUAAAUAUAGAUCUAUAUAAUUUUUAUGUGCAGAUGUCAGUGUCUGAAAGCAACCGAUCAGAAAAAGACUUGUACAAAUCGAUUCUGUUUACCUUCAUGUUCCAACAGAGAAAAGAAAAUGAAGCUUGAAAUGUUGAACUGGUCCCAGUUGUGUUGUUACCAAGCUACGUAGAAAAUCACGCUGGAUUUGGAAGAUGUUCUGAUGUCAGAACAAUAAAUUACUCUUUGCGAUUUAGAACUGUUUUAUUUACUGGCAUUCAUUGACAUU
This is a messenger RNA of Paramisgurnus dabryanus, 5470 nucleotides long. RefSeq names its product catenin (cadherin-associated protein), delta 2a (gene ctnnd2a). Gene Ontology annotation, cellular component: adherens junction; cytoplasm; postsynaptic density. Lineage: Eukaryota; Metazoa; Chordata; Actinopteri; Cypriniformes; Cobitidae. Gene Ontology annotation, biological process: dendritic spine morphogenesis; cell-cell adhesion. The record is from RefSeq and is a predicted model, not a curated record. Gene Ontology annotation, molecular function: protein binding.